GAAUACUCACUUAAUCCAGUAAAUCUUCACUACACUAUACUUAACCCACUAUUCACUAAACUUCUCUCUAAUCACUAUGUUGCUUACUAGUCACUAGUAAGUGGUGACUACUGACUACAAACUACGUUACUCACUAACUUUCAGGAACUCCCUCGCUAUCUUCCUUACUCCAGCUAAAUGUUCCUCACUAUUUCGCUAGUGGCCUACCCUGUGCUAAAAAAAAGUUCCCUAACGAUGCACCGCGAUUUUUCCCCCUCGCGAAUAUCUCCAGCAAUGGACCCCCAUACAAUAACAAAUAAACAAACAAGCAACCCAUAGAUAACAGUAUAUUUAUACCAAAAUACUUAGCAAUUGACCAUUUUGAUUCACUAGACAUUUACCCCAAUUUUCAGCUAUAAUUAUAUGAGUUUCUGAUUUGCUAAAUUCCUCCCUAAUUACCAAGAAAAUGCCCCUACAACAAUCACCUCCAGCCAAGUCGCUAGCCGAUUAUCAUAGACAUCAUGGAAAUGGACUGUCUGAUAUAUUAAACUCACCGCUUUCAUCUAAUCCUCCCGAACAUCUUUCAGAAUUCUAUUCACUUGUCAAUAAACGGAAUUCAACGUCUUCUGCUCCAUUAUCUCCAUCUUUCAGCAAUGGUCUGUCUUCUAAGAUAGGGAAUACUACUACUACUACUAAUAAUAAUAAUGGAAUCACCAUUGGUAAUAGUCUAGGAGGUCCACCAACGGCUAGUCAAGUUAAACGUCAACCGUCAUUAAAUACUUUCACAUCAUUUUCACCAUCAGUUUUAGAUUUACCAGAUAUAGUAACCUCUCGAGACUUUCAAAAUUGUAUAACUUCAUAUCAAAAUGUAAUAGAGAAAGCCAGUAAAUUAAGAAGAGUAUUACAAACAGUUAGUGAUGCAGCCAAUGAGUUUGGUGAAGCCCUUGAUGAUUGUAUAAAUAAGAAUCCUAAAAUUAAUAAUCCUAAAUUAGUUCAUGAUGGAUUAAUUAAUGCUGCUGGUUUACAAUAUAUGAUUGGUAGUAAUCAACAGAUUUUAAGUAGAUUAAUAGAAACAAGUUAUGAAACUCCAUUAAUUGAAGAAAUGGCCAAAUUAAAACAUAAUUAUGAAGUUAAUCAUGGAUAUUAUCAAGCCGAAAUUAAACGGAAAUCAAGAAUUUUAAGAAAUCAAGAAUUGGAAAAUAUGAAGUUGGCUAGAAAGAAGACGAGAAAUUUGAAUACAUAUAAGAAUAAUUUAUUGAAUUUGACUAAUCAAUUAGAAGAAAUCGAUCGUCUUAAGUAUGAUUAUUAUCAUGAGAUCAAUUCCAUCAUUACUAAAUUUAAUCAAGAUCAUCUUUUAAUUAAAACAGGCUCAUUAAUUCGAGCUCAAUUGGAGAUCUCUGAGGGAAUUGCUAGGAAAGGUUGGUCAGGUGGAGGUUUAGAUGAUUUAUUAACUAUAUCUCCAGAUUUAUUUGAAGUCAAUUAUAAUGAAGAUGAUAAUAAUGUUCAUGCUAAUGAGGAUCUUGAUGAUAAUGAUGAUUAUGAUUAUAAUACUGUGAAUGAUCAUAGUGGAGAUGGAGAUGAAGAGGGAGAUGGAGAGGGAGAGGGAGAUGGAUAUGGAGAUAAUGAAGAUGAAGGUAAUGAUACUCUAGAAACAGUCAAGUUUAUCAAUCGGGGUUUGAAUAGUGGUAGUGGAGAAACUCAUCCUGAAAUUCCUCAUAUAAAACAUCUGCCAUUAUCAGCUACAGCUAAUACUGAAAAUGUAUUAUCAAAAUUAUCAAUUGGUGCACUGACUCCUCCCCACACAAGUUCUUCUACAUAUAAAAGUUCAACUAGUGCUGGAAAUUUACUUGCAAAGAUAAAUGAUAAUAGUCAAGAUGAAUCAUUUUCUUUACCGAUUGUUAAUAAUACAAUUGGACUGCUGAAGAGUAAAACCAGUCCUAUUAAGGUAUCUAAGAAUGAGGAAAGAGAAGAAGAUCAACCAGUUGAAGUAGAUAAUAUAUUAGAUGAUUUACGAGAAGAGGAGUAGUUUUAUCUAUAAACUUACAA
Molecule: messenger RNA, 2025 nt
Organism: Scheffersomyces amazonensis
Lineage: Eukaryota; Fungi; Ascomycota; Pichiomycetes; Serinales; Debaryomycetaceae
Exons: 1
Coding region: 446-2005 (519 amino acids)
Biological process (GO): vacuole fusion, non-autophagic
Cellular component (GO): fungal-type vacuole membrane
Molecular function (GO): phospholipid binding
Source: RefSeq, a predicted model, not a curated record